Molecule: messenger RNA, 1056 nt
Organism: Psilocybe cubensis
Lineage: Eukaryota; Fungi; Basidiomycota; Agaricomycetes; Agaricales; Agrocybaceae
Exons: 2
Coding region: 1-1056 (351 amino acids)
Biological process (GO): mitotic DNA damage checkpoint signaling; protein phosphorylation
Cellular component (GO): cytoplasm; nucleus
Molecular function (GO): protein serine/threonine kinase activity; ATP binding
Source: RefSeq, a predicted model, not a curated record
AUGCCCGAGAACGCUCAAAAACCUGCAACAACACAUUUCCCACCCGCCGGGGCAAUCCUCGAUAAUGGGGCUCUAAAACUUGUUGAAGUACAGGGUCUUGGCAUCUACCGAGCGCAACUAAGCCCCAGAGACAACAGACCGUAUGCCGUCAGAUGCCUGGUAUUUCCUGACUCGCCUGGACAUUGCAGGCAGAUGCUCAUACGAGGAGUUCUACUGCACCAACUUGCGUCGGAUCACAUUGGCAUUGCUACCUUACAUCGCGCCUUUAAGCAGGACGGCAUGUUAUGCGUGCUCUUGGAAUCUGCUUCAGACGACUAUAUGUCCACCCAAAUUUUCCAACGUGGCCGUUACCUUGGAGACAACUUUCUCAUCAAAGACAUAUUCCUCCAGUUAAUAGACGCAGUCGAAUACAUCCAUUCUCUCGGUAUCUAUCAUCGAAACCUAAACCCAGCAAGCAUUGUCACUUUUGAAGAUGGCUUUCGUGUUGCAAUUACUGACUUUGGGCAAUCUACUACGUGGGAGACCCUUAGUGAGGAGUUUAACGUUGGCAAUGUGUUCUACAUGGCUCCAGGGUGCCAUGGGGGACAGUUAGCACCAGAAGGUAGAUACUACCCUCGGUUCAGCGAUAUUUGGUCUCUCGGCAUCAUCUUUCUCAACAUAACGACUGGUCGUAACCCGUGGCGGUCUGCUACUCUCGAUGACCCCGCUUUCGCAGCUUACUUGCAAAACCCUUCGGGCUUUCUGGCAUCUACCCUCCCUGUCUCCCGUCAGUUUAUGGAACUGCUUGUCGAGAUUCUCGCCAUUCACUCCGAAUAUGGCCAAACCGUGCGUGAACUCCGCAUAGCCAUUAAAAAGUUUCAUAAUUUCUACUCGGACAUAGUCAUGUUUGAAGACUGUAUAGCCACUCUUGCAAGAAGGUCUGAAUUCCCAGUAUACAUCUAUGACGAGUUUCUUGAUGUAAAGAUGAAUUCGUACCCCCGCACAAAUUUGAUACACAGGAUUUCUGCCGCUGAGGUAGCUGCAAAGCUUGACUCAAGUGCUAUGAAUUCAAAGUAG